AUGGAUAAAGAUAACGUUGGAUGCCUCGUAUGGCCUGUGUGCGCGGCGCCCCACAAAGCUUGUGUUUCCCAAGAACCCUGGUGCCGUUUGUUAUAUGACAUUCGUCUCUCCUCUCACCCCUGCCAAUGCCCAUUUCACAUGGCUUCAUGCAUAUACGGUAGAUGGCUCGCUGCCGUUGGGAAGGGAAUUGGCUUUUGUUGA
Messenger RNA from Botrytis fragariae, 201 nucleotides. RefSeq lists its product as uncharacterized. Lineage: Eukaryota; Fungi; Ascomycota; Leotiomycetes; Helotiales; Sclerotiniaceae. Bases 1 to 201 code for a protein of 66 amino acids. The transcript is spliced from 2 exons. The record is from RefSeq and is a predicted model, not a curated record.